Messenger RNA from Acanthopagrus latus (yellowfin seabream), 784 nucleotides. RefSeq names its product WD repeat domain 83 opposite strand (gene wdr83os). Gene Ontology annotation, biological process: protein insertion into ER membrane. The record is from RefSeq and is a predicted model, not a curated record. The coding region runs from base 110 to 433 and encodes 107 amino acids. Gene Ontology annotation, molecular function: protein folding chaperone. Lineage: Eukaryota; Metazoa; Chordata; Actinopteri; Spariformes; Sparidae. Gene Ontology annotation, cellular component: endoplasmic reticulum membrane. The transcript is spliced from 4 exons.
CACUGGACAUAGCGUCCCUCCUUUAACUCCAUCCAUGACGAGGCCGAUCAGCUGUCUGUCGGCCACCGGAGUUUAAAUUUCUGAGCUGUAAAUCAGUACAUCGGAACAUAUGAUGUCUUCCAACAACAUGGCCGACCCGAGGAGACAAAACAAGAUUUUAAGGUACAAGCCGCCCAGCACAGAGACCAACCCCACACUGGAGGACCCCACGCCCGACUACAUGAACCUGCUCGGCAUGAUCUUCAGCAUGUGUGGACUGAUGCUCAAGCUGAAGUGGUGUGCCUGGAUCGCGGUCUACUGUUCUUUUAUCAGCUUUGCAAACUCCAGAAGCUCGGAGGACACUAAACAGAUGAUGAGCAGCUUCAUGCUCUCCAUCUCAGCCGUUGUGAUGUCAUACCUCCAGAACCCACAGCCGAUGUCGCCGCCAUGGUAACCACCCGCCAAUCACAGAAGAGCGCGGAAGUAGAUUGCGGUUGCUGGAGUCGUUGACCAAACAGCUGAUUGGACCUCCUGGCUGUUUUGUGGGAAUAACGAACAGACAGGAAGAAAGAUAAUGUGAUAGAAAGAGACGAAGAGAGAAAACAGACGACCGGGACGGACAGCGAGGAGGAAGCUCUGUCAAGAUGAAGAGAUCACAUGUUUCUUUCUGACGGCGUUCUCACAUUGUUCUCUCUUUUAACCUUUUAUAAGUUUGUUUGUUGAUGAAAACUGAAAUUUUACUGUUCGACCGAUCUGAUCUGUUGCAGGAUUUCAUAAAAUAAAGUUGUACGGUUUUAAAAAGGAA